AUGAGUAGUAAUACUAUGUUGAAUUAUGUGCAAAGUGAGAUUGAUGUGGAAAGUAGUGUAUUUAACGAAAGCAAUGAAAGGGAGAUUACAGUGAUCAUGGAGGAUAUUUCACAGAUGGGUAGUACGGAAGAUAUGAAUGACAUGUUCUUAGGGAGACCCUCAAAAAAGCGAAAGGCAAAUAGAUAUAAUGAAUGUACAGAGGAUAAUGUACUUACGAGAAUUACGGAGGAUAAAAUUGAAGUAUGUUUGACAUGCACAGAUAAACUUCCGAAACAAUUUGGAUUGGCAAAAAUGUUAAAAGCAGAAAGUAUUAAAAACGUCACGAAAAUUAAGUACAUAAAUGCAUUUAAGGUAUUGAUUCAUUUUAAUAGCGAAGAAAGUGCUGAAUCUUUUGUACAGUGCAAGAGAUUUAACGAGAAUGGUUUUAAAUGCCAAAAAACUUUAGAAAUUAGUCAAUCAUAUGGGGUCAUAAAAGAUAUUGAUCUAGAAUUGAGCGAAGAAGAGAUAUUACUGGGACUUAAAAGUGAAACUUUAAUUUUAGCAGUAAAAAGACUAAAGCGAAAGAACACUUAUGACGGUCAUUGGGAACAUAGCGAGUCUGUAAGAAUAUGUUUUAAGGGAUCGUCAUUACCGUCGUUUGUUUACAUCUAUGACACUAGGGUAAAAGUGAGUCCUUACACAUACCCAGUGACACAAUGCUCCCGUUGCUGGCGAUUUGGUCACUCGAUUAGAAUGUGCCCUUCUCUAAAAGUAAUUUGUCCUAAAUGUACAAAAAGUCAUCCUAACUGUGAAACGACAACUUUCAAAUGUAAUAACUGUAUGGGAAAACACAUGGCAAUGGCUAAAAUUUGCCCUGUUUUCUUGAAAGAGAAACGAAUUAGAGAACUCAUGGCGGAAUUUAAUUGUUCCUACAAAAAAGCCCUUAUGCUGUAUGUCCCGCCGUCACCUCGACCACCGAUUACGAAGAAUGACCCACCUCUACUUACACAACCUACAUCUGAAAAUGAAUCAUCACAACAAGAUAAGCAGAUUCCCGGGCCUAGUAAUGUGUAUACCUACGCUAGUGUUACGAAAACACCCCCGGAAGAAACGAGAAAAAGCUCUAAGUCAGAGAAACGACGGAAUAGAAGAAGGGCCCUCAAAGAACAGGAAAAAAAUAUGCCUGAAUUUUUUACCGAAGUUAGUGAAGAAGAAAGCAGAAUGGAUGACAAGCUAAGUGAUGAGAAUCGAUCGAAAAAUAAAGAACAAUUGUCUUGGAAAUUAUUUUUUAAAAAAUUAAAAGAGAAGAUAUUGGAAGAGGAAAGUAGCUCGUGGGAAGACAAGAUAAAAGGCUGUGGAAAUAUAAUAUUGGAGGCGUUAAUAUCAUUAGUGUUGCAGUUUAUUGCUGAUCAGCCUUGUUGUAAUUUCGUAAAACAAUUAUGGAUAACAACAACUCACAAACCUACGUAA
This is a messenger RNA of Parnassius apollo (apollo), 1449 nucleotides long. The record is from the annotation of a GenBank genome assembly. NCBI's taxonomy places the organism in Eukaryota, Metazoa, Arthropoda, Insecta, Lepidoptera, Papilionidae.